Messenger RNA from Mercenaria mercenaria, 1317 nucleotides. RefSeq names its product c-Myc-binding protein-like. Lineage: Eukaryota; Metazoa; Mollusca; Bivalvia; Venerida; Veneridae. Gene Ontology annotation, biological process: regulation of DNA-templated transcription. Gene Ontology annotation, cellular component: nucleus. The record is from RefSeq and is a predicted model, not a curated record. The transcript has 6 exons. Gene Ontology annotation, molecular function: transcription coactivator activity. Bases 132 to 476 code for a protein of 114 amino acids.
CAUAAAUGCCACGCAUGCGCAGUAUAUCUAGCAACUUGGCAGGUGCACCCAAACAAUCGAAAAGAACACAAAGUCACAGACGACAAUAAACAUUUCGCUUGUCGACUGAACUAUAUCACAAAUAAGCAAAUAUGACUGCAUACAGGGGUGCUGACUCAAAAAGAGAAGAAUUUAGAAAAUAUUUGGAAAAGGCCGGAGUACUUGAUGCUCUUACAAAAGUAUUGGUUGGUUUGUAUGAGGAACCAGAAAAGCCAAAUAAUGCCUUGGAUUUCCUGAAACAACAUUUAGGUGCCUCCGGACCAGAUACUGCUGAUGUAGAGGCUUUAAAACUUGAGGUCACAGAACUAAGACAGAAAUGUGAGCAGCUUUCAGAACAAAAUAAUGAACUUAAAGCGAAGUUACAGGCACGUCAAAAUGAGCAGAAAAAACUUCAGCAAUAUGAGCCACCAGCAGAAGAACAAGCGCCUGAUUCAUAGAGAUUAUUCAUGUCAUCUGGAAGCUUUCAUGUGGAUAUUCAUUGACAUUUAAACCAUUCCAUUUCUAAGAUCUGUUCUGUGUACAAAAUAUUCAAAUUAUUCUUUGGUUGUUCAAUGUUUUUAUAGAAAAUAAGUGAAAAGGAUAAAAGAUUAUAUUUAAUAAUGAACAAUAAAUAAGUAUGUUGUGUACAAUGGAUUUGAUGAUAUUUGCAUAGAAUUUGUAAAAUGCUCACACAUAUAAGGGAGAAUAUAAUAAGCAAAGUUUGUGUUUUUAUGCUAAAACAUCAGCGGAAAAAAAAGACAGUUGAUAUCCAACCUACACAAAUGAAAAGUGGUUUCAUUUUAUUGGUGACUGGAGUUUUUGUUUGUUAAUUACUGCGAGUCCAGCAGGUUUUAUCUGGCCCUGUACAGAUUGUGAUAAACUUUCACAUAAAGGUUUCUUAUAAUAUGAAAAUGGUUGAAUUUUACUGUAUCUCUUCUUUAUAUACUACCAUAUUUCUCCGUGUAAAAUUCAUUUAGAAAAAAAUAUGAACUGAAAUAAUAAAAUUUUAUAAAUGAAAAUAACUUGACCAAAUACCGAAAAGGAUACCAAAAAAUUGUUGUGACGCAUUGAAUUCUUUGCAAACUAUGGUCACAAUGAGAGGUCCAAUCUUAGGGCACCAACAUGGGGAAAUAUGGUACUUUGUAUCAUUUACAAAAUGUGCAUAUUGCUCAGGACAAGAGUGAGUAAAUUACAAUAUUGACUACAUGUAAAUAAAUAUACAUCAUUUUAUUUUAAAGUUUACUUUUAAGUUAUUUUGCUUAUAGAUCAAAGGUUAAUAAACCAUACAAACUUAUCAAA